UUAGCGUCUCGAUGAAGUGGGAGGGGCUUAGAGGGCAGCAGGAAGCCGGCGUUAGCGGAGGCAGCAACGGUCAGCGCCGAACGGAGCUGCGGGAAACUGUCGCUGUGUCAGGCCCGAUAGCAACUGAAACUCAGCUGCCAAGAUGUCGGACGAGGAGCAAGAGCAGACCAUAGCCGAGGAUUUGGUGGUCACCAAGUACAAGAUGGGUGGUGACAUCGCCAACCAGGCCCUUCGUCUGGUCGUGGAAGCAGCCAAGCCCGGUGUGUCAGUACUGAGCCUCUGUGAGAAGGGAGAUGCCUAUAUCAUGGCCGAGACUGGAAAGGUCUUCAAGAAGGAGAAGGAAAUGAAGAAAGGCAUUGCCUUUCCCACCAGCGUCUCAGUCAAUAACUGUGUUUGCCACUUCUCUCCCUUGAAGAGUGACCCUGACUACACACUUAAAGAUGGGGAUCUGGUCAAAAUCGAUCUAGGCGUUCAUGUUGACGGCUUCAUUGCCAAUGUUGCUCACAGCUUUGUGGUGGGAGCCAGUAAGGAAAACCCCAUCACAGGCCGGAAAGCUGAUGUAAUCAAAGCGGCUCAUCUGUGUGCAGAAGCAGCUCUUCGCCUUGUUAAACCUGGCAACCAGAACACUCAAGUGACAGAAGCCUGGAACAAGAUCGCCCAGUCAUUCAAAUGCUCACCAAUUGAAGGUAUGCUGUCUCAUCAGCUAAAGCAACAUGUCAUAGAUGGGGAGAAGACCAUCAUUCAAAACCCAACAGACCAGCAAAGGAAGGACCAUGAGAAGGCAGAGUUUGAGGUACAUGAAGUCUAUGCUGUGGACGUCUUGAUUAGCACCGGAGAAGGGAAGGCCAGGGAUGGAGGUCUGAGGACCACCAUUUACAAGAGGGACCCCAGUAAGCAGUACGGGCUGAAGAUGAAAACUUCCCGUACGUUCUUCAGCGAAGUGGAACGACGCUUUGAUGCCAUGCCCUUUACUCUUAGGGCGUUCGAGGAUGAGGCCAAAGCCCGUCUCGGUGUGGUGGAGUGUGCCAAACAUGAAUUGCUACAGCCCUUCAGUGUGCUGCAUGAGAAAGAGGGAGAGUUUGUAGCUCAGUUUAAGUUCACAGUGCUGCUGAUGGCCAACGGGCCUCACAGAAUCACUAAUGGACCGUUUGAUCCGGAGCUCUACAAGUCAGAGCAUGAAGUUCAGGAUCCAGAUCUAAAGACUUUACUACAGAGCUCUGCAAGCCGUAAAACACAGAAGAAAAAGAAAAAGAAGGCCUCAAAGACAGCAGAAAAUGCCACUGGACAGCCAUCUGAGGACACAGAAGCUGCAGAAUAAACAAACACUGCCUUUUCACACAUGGAAGACCCCAAUCAGCAGCAAGAAAAAUCAUGAGAAAUUGUCCCAAACUCUCUGCCCAUUAUACUCCUAAUACACCUGAUUUCACAAAUUAAACUGAUGAAUUCAUAACAUGCUUUAACCCUUUACUGCAAUCAUUAGUUUUCUCCUUGAACUGAGAGACUGUUGCCUUUUCUUCCCUCACUUGAGUAGGAAAUAAAGAACACUUGCAAAUAGUUGUACAUCUUUGAAAAGACUUCAAAUGGUCAAUUGGUAAAUGGAAAUUGUGUGACCGGCACCUGCUUUUUAGAAUUUAAAAGUCAUUUGGUUUUUAUUGCUGCAGCUGAAAAUAUCCUUUACUUAAAACUGCAGCUCACUGUGGGCAUUAGUACGACUGGAUCGAUCUGGAUUUUGGACAUGCACUGGAUGCUGCGAACAGCAACCUGAAUCAUGUUGAUAAACUCAGUCUUUAUCUCCUCUAAGGCAAAUAGCUUUAUCCAUUAUGGAUUCUCCUGUUGAUCAAAUGGCGGGACAUAAUUGUUACAUGUUCUUUUGGCAUCAAAUUUAUGAGUUAUAUAAAUUUUUAUAAUUGUCAACAAAUGUUACAGUAAAAAGAAAUAUUCUGAUAUUUUAUUCAGAGGUUGAUGAAAACUUUGUCACCUCUUAAGCGAAUAGUAAUGAUGACCGUGAGUUUAGUCAUCCAGUACAUUAUCAGACUACUGAGGCCUUUGGUAAAAAACUUUUUCUUUUCUAACUACACCAUGCAGUAAAGGGUUAAAUUAUAAAUUUGUCUCACUCAUGACAAACCAAAAAAUGUAACACAACUGACUGCAAAUGACAGCUCAUAAUAUCACAGAUGGCCUUUGUAUCAGAGUUACUGUAGUGAAGGCUUGUGGUUAUGCUUCUGUCAUCAAGGUCAUAACUGAAUUAGAUUUUUUUUUUUUAAGCAAUAACCUGAGCAGAGGAUGAAUAUUUUUAAGUGUACAAGCAAAAAAAAAACAUCUGUAAUCAGCUUGACUUUAGGGAACAAAACUGCCACAUUUACUGCCAUUCCCCUUGAAUUUUAUGAGAAAAGGAAUCUAUAGGUUUCAAUUUUAAAAAAACUUUUUUAUUAGUGACACCUGUUACUUGCUUCACUUUGUCAUUAGUCUUGUGAAACAUGAAAACUGAAGCUGUUAAAGCUUUGAAAAGGUUGAAUGGGUGUCUUCAGUGGAGUUGGACCAGUAAAAGAUCUGUUCAGGUCUGAGUUUCAUCUCGUGAGCUGGGACAGCAUUGACAAAAGUAAAAUCUUUGCUUUGUAGCUCAAUCAGUGGGCGAUGGAACUUUAAUGAAAUAAAAACAUUUUCCUACA
Molecule: messenger RNA, 2669 nt
Organism: Scatophagus argus
Lineage: Eukaryota; Metazoa; Chordata; Actinopteri; Scatophagidae
Gene: pa2g4a
Product: proliferation-associated 2G4, a
Exons: 13
Coding region: 143-1318 (391 amino acids)
Source: RefSeq, a predicted model, not a curated record